AUGGGGCAGGUGUAUGGGCAGCCGCAGAACCCCCACCCUGAGCUCAACGGGGUGUUCCAUGCACAGAUAACCCCGGAGCUAGUGGAGCGAAUCACCGGCCGGCGACUGCCGGGGUCGGCCGCAUCCGGCGCGCCAGGAAGCAGGGCAGCAGAGGUGGCCCAGCGCGACACGGCGCGCGCCCCUCAGGUGUUCCAGCCAGCGCUGCCCGUGCACGACGAAGCCGUUGCAUGGCGCGCCGAAGAAGAGAAGUACAGGCGCGCGCUGCAGAAGUCCAAGAGGAUGGGGGCCCUGCUCAUUCGCCGUGCCGAGGAGGAGCUACAGCAGGUGAAGGAGGACGCCGCGGCGCUCCUCGCGGCGGAGUAUACGGCACCGUGCCGGGAAGACGCGUGCCGGGCCGAGCGGCAGGCGUCCACGGCGUGUCUGAAGGCGCACGCCAAGGACCCCUGGGCCUGCGCGGGGGAGUUCGGCGCGUUCGAGCGGUGCGCGGCGGCCGCGCAGGCCGGGGCGGCGCAGCGGAUGGCGGCGGCGCAGUGA
Molecule: messenger RNA, 534 nt
Organism: Pedinophyceae sp. YPF-701
Lineage: Eukaryota; Viridiplantae; Chlorophyta; Pedinophyceae
Source: the annotation of a GenBank genome assembly